This is a messenger RNA of Batrachochytrium dendrobatidis JAM81, 867 nucleotides long. RefSeq lists its product as uncharacterized. The record is from RefSeq and is a predicted model, not a curated record. The transcript is spliced from 7 exons. Gene Ontology annotation, molecular function: protein serine/threonine kinase activity; ATP binding. Gene Ontology annotation, cellular component: cytoplasm. Gene Ontology annotation, biological process: protein phosphorylation. The annotation marks the transcript as partial. Lineage: Eukaryota; Fungi; Chytridiomycota; Chytridiomycetes; Rhizophydiales.
GAGCGGAUCGGCCGAGGUUCAUUUGGAGAGGUUUACAAAGGAAUCUCGCUACAAACUAGAGAGUCCGUCGCGAUCAAAAUCAUCGACUUGGAUGAGGCUGAGGAUGAUAUUGAAGAUAUCCAACAGGAAAUCAGUAUCAUGUCGCAGCUUGAUUCCUACUAUACUACAAAAUACUAUGGAUCGUAUAUGAAAGGAUCAAAAUUGUGGAUCAUAAUGGAGUACUGCCAAGGCGGCUCAUGUCUUGACUUGCUCAAGCCUGGCCCAUUUGAAGAAGUCUACAUUUCAAUCGUACUCCGAGAGUUGCUUAUGGGGUUAGAUCAUUUGCAUUCCGAGGGAAAGUUGCAUAGAGAUAUCAAGGCUGCCAACAUUUUGAUAUGUGCUGAUGGUCGAGUUAAAUUGGCCGAUUUUGGCGUAUCUGGCCAGCUUACUGCAACAAUGACUAAAAAAAACACAUUUGUAGGAACACCGUUUUGGAUGGCACCAGGUAAAAACAUGUUUUUAAAAACUCUUGGAUAUGAUGCCAAGGCAGAUAUAUGGAGCUUAGGAAUUACAGCUAUAGAGUUGGCUAAAGGAGAUCCGCCUUAUGCAGAUAUGCAUCCAAUGCGAGUACUUUUUCUUAUUCCUAAAAAUGACCCGCCUACAUUGGAGGGAAAUUUUUCAAAAGCAUUCAAAGAGUUUGUAGCUUUGUGUCUUCAAAAAGAUGCCGAAAAGCGACCUACUGCUAAAGAACUAUUAAAGCAUCGUUUCAUCAAAACACCAAGAAAAACAUCGUUUCUAACCGAGCUCAUUGAUCGUCAUCAAAGAUGGCAAGCUGAAAAAAUGGCAAGUUUGCCUCUUCAGCCGACUCAAGAGCCAGGGUCAGAGUAA